Molecule: messenger RNA, 3535 nt
Organism: Acomys russatus (golden spiny mouse)
Lineage: Eukaryota; Metazoa; Chordata; Mammalia; Rodentia; Muridae
Gene: Rptn
Product: repetin
Exons: 4
Coding region: 49-3441 (1130 amino acids)
Cellular component (GO): cornified envelope
Molecular function (GO): transition metal ion binding; calcium ion binding
Source: RefSeq, a predicted model, not a curated record
ACUCUUCACCUCAUUCUUCCUCAGGCAGAUCCACCUGCAUUUGCCAAAAUGCCGCAACUUCUUAAGAGCAUACUCACUGUGAGCAAGGUAUUCCAGGAAUAUGCAGAACAUCAUGGGGUGGGCACGUCACUGAGCAAGAAGGAGUUGAAGCAGCUUCUCCUCACUGAGUUUGGAGACAUCCUCCGGAGGCCAAAUGACCCAGAGACCGUGGAAACAAUUCUGGAACACUUGGACCGAGACAGAGAUGGAUACGUUAACUUUCAUGAAUACCUCUUGUUGGUGUUUCAGCUGGCCCAAGCCUGCCAUCACAAGCUAGAUAAGUUGCAUGGGUCUGAAACCUCCUCCAAGAAAAAAACACGGAGCCAUAAUUUUUCAGAAAACACAGGUAGACAACAUGGAGAAAGGCAGAGCUCUCUCCAUGGUCAGUCUCAGGGACAAAGUCAGGAUGUCCAAUAUGGUCAGUCUCAGAGGCAAGAUGUGGACUCUCACCAUGGCAACUCUGAGAGCCACAAAGCAGACUCUCACUAUGGUCAGUCAGAGAGACACGAUGGGGAUUCCCACCAUGGUCAUUCUGAGAGAGAAGACACAGAUUAUAGCUCAGAUCAGUCUGAGACAGAUGAUCAGUUCUCUAGCUCUAGUCAAAGACUGGGUUAUAAAUCUAGCAGUGGCCAGCCCCAAAGUCAAGCAUUUCUCUUUGCCUUAAAUCAGUCUGAAAUCCCUGCUCAGUUUCUUCAUGGUGGACAGUCUAAAACAUUUAAAAGACAAAGCAGCCAUAGCCAGUCUGGAAGACUCCGACAAGAUUCUUCUUCUAGUCAAACCAGUCAACAAGAAGCCAAUUCUUAUGAGCAAUAUGGAAGGCAGCAUCAGAAAUCGGGCCACAGUCACACAGACAGACAAGGCCAGAAUUUUCAGUUUGGCCAGACAAACAAAAAAGGACAUAGUGACCACCAGAGUCAGACAGACAGGCAAGGACAGAGUGCCCACUAUGGCCAGAAAGGCAGACAAGGACAGAGUUCUCACCAGGGUCAGACAGACAGACAAGGACAGAGUGCCCACUAUGGCCAGAAAGGCAGACAAGGACAGAGUUCUCACCAGGGUCAGACAGACAAACAAGGACAGAGUGCCCACUAUGGCCAGAAAGGCAGACAAGGCCAGAGUUCUCACCAGGGUCAGACUGGCAGACAAGGACAGAAUUCACACCAGGGUCAGAUAGAUAGACAAGGACAGAGCUCUCACCAGGGUCAGACAGACAGACAAGGACAGAGUUCACAGUGGCAUGAGACAGACACACAAGACCAAAGUUUUCAUUAUGGUCAGACAGGCAGACAAGGACAGAGUUCCCACCAGGGUCAGACAGAUAGACAAGGACAGAGCUCUCACCAGGGUCAGACAGACAGACAAGGACAGAGUUCACAGUGGCAUGAGACAGACACACAAGACCAAAGUUUUCAUUAUGGUCAGACAGGCAGACAAGGACAGAGUUCCCACCAGGGUCAGACAGAUAGACAAGGACAGAGUUCUCACCAGGGUCAGAAAAACAGACAAGGACAGAGUUCCCACCAGGAUCAGACAGACAGACAAGGACAGAGUUCACAGUGGCAUGAGACAGACACACAAGACCAAAGUUUUCAUUAUGGUCAGACAGGCAGACAAGGACAGAGUUCCCACCAGGGUCAGACAGAUAGACAAGGACAGAGCUCUCACCAGGGUCAGACAGACAGACAAGGACAGAGUUCACAGUGGCAUGAGACAGACACACAAGACCAAAGUUUUCAUUAUGGUCAGACAGGCAGACAAGGACAGAGUUCCCACCAGGGUCAGACAGAUAGACAAGGACAGAGUUCUCACCAGGGUCAGCAAAACAGACAAGGACAGAGCUCCCACCAGGGUCAGACAGACAGACAAGGACAGAGUUCACAGUGGCAUGAGACAGACACACAAGACCAAAGUUUUCAUUAUGGUCAGACAGGCAGACAAGGACAGAGUUCCCACCAGGGUCAGACAGAUAGACAAGGACAGAGCUCUCACCAGGGUCAGACAGACAGACAAGGACAGAGUUCACAGUGGCAUGAGACAGACACACAAGACCAAAGUUUUCAUUAUGGUCAGACAGGCAGACAAGGACAGAGUUCCCACCAGGGUCAGCAAAACAGACAAGGACAGAGCUCCCACCAGGGUCAGACAGACAGACAAGGACAGAGUUCACAGUGGCAUGAGACAGACACACAAGACCAAAGUUUUCAUUAUGGUCAGACAGGCAGACAAGGACAGAGCUCUCACCAGGGUCUGACAGACAGAAAAGGACAGAGCUCCCACCAGAGUCUGACAGACAGACAAGGACAGAGCUCCCACCAGGGUCAGACAGGCAGACAAGGACAGAGUUCUCACCAGGGUCAGACAGAUAGACAAGGACAGAGUUCUCACCAGGGUCAGACAAACCGACAAGGACAGAGUUCACAGUGGCAUGAGACAGACACACAAGGCCAAAGUUUUCAUUAUGGUCAGACAGACAGACAAGGACAGAGUUCACAGUGGCAUCAGACAGACAGACAAGGACAGAGUUCUCACCAGGGUCAGACAGGAAGACAAGGACAGAAUUCUUACUGUGGUCAGUCAGAGAUUGGGAAAACUGAAAUUCAAGGGCAAAAUAGGUACUUCCAGGGGACUGGUAGCACAAGAAGAGACUCACAUGUUGAACAAUCUGGAAGGCCAGGAAACCUAAGUCAACAGACUUCAAGCGCAGACAUGAAUCAAACCCAGAGACAGAGAUUCCAGGAUAGAAGGGAGCAGCAAACCCACCACCAGGCAUGGAGGCCUCAAGAGGAUAAUCAACACAAACUCUUAGCUCAGAUAUAUCAAGAAGAGCCACACUCCCAUAAAGAAUGGGACCAACAAUCACAGUGCAGUGAGCAGGACCACUGGGUAGAGGAAGAUCACGACCAAAGCUGGGACAGACACAGUCUUGAGGACCAAGAAAGUCUAUAUGAGAUGCAGAGCAGGCAAACCCACGAAGAGGAACAAACCCAUCAGGCAAAUGAUGGGCAAACUUAUGUGGAUGAGCAGAACCAUCAAAGACAACACGGGCAAACUCAUGAGGAAAACCAUGGUCAUCAACAUGGUAGACAAACCCAUGAAGAAGAGCAAGAGCACCAUAAACAGCGCAAGCAUCAAAAUCAGCGGCAGUGGGAAAGACAAACGCAUGAUGAAAAUGAGAGACAUCAAGAAGCCCAAGAACAUUCCAAAAGCUUCCCCCCAAAAAACCGAUGUCACAUGAAUGAAGAUGCACAGCGCCAAGGAUCCCAGGAAAGUCAUUUCCAUCUAACCCACAGUGAUAGAAGGUCCCAAAGAAGAGAACAAUCUGGAAACCACCCUACCAAAAUAGCUCAUGUCUCUAACCCCUUCUAUGAGUAUGCACAAGAGCAGGCAGCCUAUCAGUACUAGGCUGUGUGAGCACCAGAGCUAAGGAAGCCUGGAGCUAACGAAGAAACCUACACGUCAAGUCAUCUUUACUUCUGUUUAAAAAGUGAAAUUUAUA